This is a messenger RNA of Paramormyrops kingsleyae, 6141 nucleotides long. RefSeq names its product OTU deubiquitinase 4 (gene otud4). Gene Ontology annotation, biological process: protein deubiquitination; negative regulation of toll-like receptor signaling pathway; negative regulation of interleukin-1-mediated signaling pathway. The record is from RefSeq and is a predicted model, not a curated record. NCBI's taxonomy places the organism in Eukaryota, Metazoa, Chordata, Actinopteri, Osteoglossiformes, Mormyridae. Gene Ontology annotation, molecular function: K63-linked deubiquitinase activity; cysteine-type deubiquitinase activity.
AAUGACGGUGGCCCAAAUGGUAAAUAAUUCACUAUUGCAAAGUCUCUUACUUUUCUGUACAAAACUAUGGCUUUAAUAAAUCAACAGUUUGGGGGGAAAUACACAAAAAACCUGUAGAGCCGGUAGUACUGUUUGAUCUGCACCGUCCCCAUGAAAUAAGACAGGGAUGAAUCACAUUAAAACGCAUCCCCACAGGCGCACAUUGGCAGCUGCCGGCCUGUGUGAGUCAUGCUGGGAUUUGUAGUUUAAUUUUCCAGUGAUACCGGAGAGCCUCGCUGGACUACAAGUUCCAGCGUUCAACUGGGCAGCCAGUUUCUCUACUGCGAAACUGCUGUCAAAAGUCCUCGGAGGAGCGCGGUACCGGGACUGUGUUAUGAAACGGAUCGUCCACAGUUUACCGUGUCGCACAUCGGAGAGAUAAGUGGUGAAAAUCGGGGUUUAGUUAGUUUUGGCACUCGUACGGUAGAGCCUGAAGUCGCCUUCCGAUGAGAGGAUGUCCAGCCGGCUGCCUGCUCACGGCCGCUGUAAAGUUGCUUCGCAGCUGAUGUUUCUGUGAAAACGAAACCGACGUGGAAUCGGGACUUUAUUUCCUGGAUUCGUGAACAGACAAGGCGACACUGAAUCCUGGAGUGUGAGGAGGGCGUCGGAGACGGAGAGAGAGACGCGGACGAAGGGGAAGAGAGCGGUGGGAAAACUUGAGCAGGAUUAGCCAUGGAAGCGGGCUCGCAAGACGGGCAGGCGCUGGAGAAGUUAAUGGACGAGUAUCUGGAGUCGAAGGGCUUCUACCGAAAGAAAAUCGCCAAAGACGGCUCCUGUUUGUUCCGAGCCGUGGCGGAGCAGGUCCUGUAUUGCCAAAGCCGGCACACCGAAGUGCGAGCCGCCUGCGUCAAUUAUCUGAGGAAGAACAGGACGAAGUACGAGGCGUUUGUCGAGGGGAACUUCGCGGAAUAUUUGGAGCACCUUCAGGAUCCACAGAACUGGGUUGGAGAAGUAGAGAUUAGUGCCCUGGCUCUUAUCUACAAGCAUGACUUCAUCAUUUUUCAGGAACCUGGGAAACCACCUGUACAUAUAACUGAGAAUGGUUUCCCUGACCAGGUUCGGCUCUGCUUUCUAAACGGGAACCAUUAUGAUAGCGUGUAUCCGAAAGAGUUCGAGAGCAACGCCGCACUCUGCCAGUCCAUCCUGUACGAGCUGCUCUAUAAGAAGGUGUGCAGCAUGGAUGACGACCAGGUGGACGCCUGUUUAAAAGGCUGUGCUGUUACCGGCCGUGACGUAGGCGGGGAGUGUCGGAGCAGUGAGGAAUCGGACCUCGACGAGGACAGCGCUCUCGGGUCCAGGGAGUUGACCGAUUACUCAAGCGUUAACAACCUCAGAUCUACGAACAGCACUGGCACUCCUAAAGUACAGACACCGGCCAAAUCGAACAUUCCUCCGGCUUUGUCCCAGAGUGUGCGGAAGUCCCUGUGCCCGUUCGUAUUCCGAAAUGUGGCCUAUGACGUGUGGCUGAGGUCUCAGAGAGCCCAGCAAAAACGCGACUUCCGCAUCGCUGCAGGAAUGCAGUACACUGUCGGAGAUAAAUGCAAGGCGCGGCUGGAGAAUUCGGGGCGGUUCUACAGUGCGUACGUUCAGGAGGUAUCCCCGAACAACGGCCCCGUCAUGGUGUUCAUUGAAGAGCUCGGGAAGAAGCACAGUGUCCCUCUGUGUAACCUGCGACCCUCUACGGAUGAGGCGUUGACGUGGAGCACCGUGGCGGAAAAGGGGAGGAAGCAGACCUUUCUCGAUGGGAAUGGCCACCGAUCCGAGUGGGAGUCCAGAACGAGGAGGUCAGCGAAAGCUCCGUCGCCUGCAGCCCGGACGCCUGCGCAGGGCAGGAUUCAGAAGCAAGACUCCUGGCCCUCGCAGGUGGUAGCAGAGGAGCCGCCUUCCAGCAGGACCUCUCACCCCAGGAAGGGUGACCUCAGAACCACAGCUGCCCCACCACAGGAUGCUCACUCUGGGGCUCUGUCUGAGGAGCAGGCCCUCCUGGAGAUAAUGCAGAGAGACGAGAAAAGCUUCCCAGCCCUGGGAACUGCCGCAAAUGCCAACGGCCAUGGGAAGAAGGUGGGAGCCCAACUGGGUGAGAGUGGGAAGAGGGCAGGAUCACAUCCUGGAGACCGACGUGGGUCCAGGAAGAAGGGAGACCUGCAAGAGCAGUCCUGGGAGAGUGAAAGGAAAUCUCUCUCACCUAAAACUGGAAUGAAAGGGGAGAAGAUCAAGGGCAUGGCUUCAGCACAAUCUAAUUCUUCUCCGAAGCUGCAGAGUCCCAUUUCUGCUUCUGACCAAUCUCCAGCUCCUGCUCCAUCUACUCCCACCUCUCAAACAUCCCAGUCUACUGGGCCUGUCACCCCUUCUUCUCAACCAUCUCAAGCUCCUAGUCCAGCAACCCCUGCUCCCACUCAAACGACCCAAGGCACAAGACCUCCCACGGCUUCUCUGAACCAGUUAUAUCAAGCUCCUGGUCCAGCAUCUCGUGCUCCUGUACUGACUUCUCCGUCUUCUGGUCUCAUCUCCACUUCUGCUCCCACUCAGUCAUUUCAAGCUCCUAGUCUUGUCUCUACCUCUGCUGCUACUCGGCCAUCUCCAGUCACUGAUCUUGUUUCCACCGCUGCUCCUACUCAACUAUCUCAAGGUCCUUGUCUCAUCUCCACCUCUGCCCCCAUUCAACCAUCUCAAGCUCCGGUUCUUGAUGCCACCUCCACUACCAAUCAGCCAUCUCAAGCUCCAAGUCUUGUUCCCACUCAACCUUCUCCAGCCCUUGAACUCAUCUCCACCUCUGCUCCCACGCAGCCAUCUCAAGCUUCUGGUCUCAUCUCCACUUCUCCUCCAGCUCAACCAUCUCAAGCUCUUGGUCUUGGCACCCCCGGUAUCAGUCAAUCCUCCAAAGCUCACACUACCUUUGGCUCAGUUCUUGUUCAGCCACCCCAAACCCACGGCCCGUCGCAGGUGGCUUUCCUUCCGCCGCCUUCUACUCCACCAUCUCAAAUCCCGCUUCCACCUUGCGUAAUUCCUACUCCUCCACCUCAGAAGGGGCCAGUGCCUCCUUCUGGGUUUUCAUCCCUACCUCUGGAGCCCCCACCGUAUGAGGUAGCCACUAGCUGUCCUCUGGGUGUGAUGUCACAGGUGAGGAUCUCCCCAGGACCAACCACGAUACCCCUGCUGCCCGAACAGCUGCCUCACCCCCAUGGUCCCCACUCGUCUGCUGCUCACGGGCCCAUAGCUCAGCCCCCCAUACCCCCCCUGCACCAGUUCCCGUCCCCUUACCAGGACCCCCUGUACCCUGGCUUCCCUGUGAACGAGAAGGAAGAAAUUGAAAUGAUUCCGCCGUUUUCCUUAAUGUGCAACGGAGACGAUCUUCCCAGAGACACAAACAUCCUCAGAUUUUUCUACAAUCUUGGCAUCAAGGCGUAUACAUACCCCAUGUGGAUGCCCCAUUCCUACAUAUACCCCCUGUACCAAGCCUACAUGAAUGCCUGUGCCAUGCAGCCCAAGCCCCCGCCGCUGCCACAGUCUUCUUACGUGACGCCCUGGAUGGCGGAUGCCCCGGCCCCUGUCCUCCACAUGAACUCUGUGCAGGAGGCCUACAGCCAGGUGCCUUUCAGCCAGGCCGGCGGCAGGUCGUUAGGCCCGGGGGAGCCGCUGCACUGCCCCGUUCACCCUGGGGCCGGCCUGGGCGUGGAGGUGCCACCUCCCAGGCACUCGGACCUCUGCCUGGGCUCGGAGGGCCGGCCGGCCCUGGGGUAUAGCCCACAGUCCGCCCUCCAGCUGCCCCCCCGCAUGGGGAGUGUCUCUUGGUCCCGCCAGGCUGUAUACGCAGCGCCCACCCCGCAGUUCCACCCUCAGUUCCUGGCCUCCCCUCCAUACCCGACCAUCUUGCAAGGAUACCCCGUUCAGAGGUUGCCCAGCGCCAACCCAAGCAGAACUGAGCUGGCCAGCACUGCCGAGCCUCCUAUGUCCAAGUUUGCCAAUCAGUCAGGCACCGAUGGGACCGGCACCUCCACACCAGCUUCUGGGAUGGAGCAGUCCAUGGAGCAGACUGCCUCACCGGCUGCGGACGUGUCUUCACAGGCCAGCGUUCUGGCGGAUCCAGUCCUGUCACGCGAGGGUCACGUGGCCAGAGAGCCUGACCAGGCGGUUUCUCAGGCGACACCUGACUCAGCCGUGCCUGAGAAGGACCGUGCCCUGGGAGAGGUCAUCCUUGGACCGGGGGGUGACUGCGUGCCAGGAGCCACGGCAGAGAGUCCCCAAGGGAGCGCAAGGUCGGCCUACGUCGCAGUGUACCCUCGCAGGGAGGAGGGUGACGCCGACGGGCUAGCUCUGAGGAACGGCAGGUCCUAUUACGGCACCCACUACAGGGGGCGGAGAGGCUAUGAUGACAGCCAAGGCUACGGCAGGGAGAGGGGCUGGAGGGGCAGGGGAGCGUACCGCGGUCGGCGAGCCCUGGAUAGCCGGCGGGAGUACGGAUACAAGGAGAGAAGGCCAGGGGAGACCUACCCCACUGCCAACGAUAAGGGACAGAGUCGUGGCAGAGGCAGGGCUUAUAGCCAGUAUCACGGCGGUAGAGAGGGGGGCUACAGCGGCGACGGCCAGCGGCACCUCACCUACACCAACCCCUGAAGCUCUGUGGGGUUUCCAAGUCCACGAUAGAUUUUUGUUGUGUGUGUUUUUUUUUUUUUUUUUUUUUAUGCUUUUGGUUCUGGGAUUUUUCAUUUUAUUCCAGCUUGGAGCUUCUCGUUUCAGGUGUGGAGCAGUUGUUGCUAUAUACCAGAAUGUUCUCUUAGCUCCAGAGGUCCGAAUACGGGGUGGGGGGAGGGAACCUGCUUGGAAAGCCUAUCCCAGUCUGUGCUUCUAUUAAAUUAAAUAAAAUUUGGAUAUUUAAAGCCAAAGACUAAUUUUAGUCGGAUCGCAUUUUUUUUUUUUUUCAUAUUUGGAUUCAAAGUAUUCAUCCCCGGAAAAUAAAUUUCAGAGAUUGUCCGGCUGCUCCGUCUUUUUAAAGGACUUUGCGAGGGCGGGGGGGCUGAUUGUCUGGGUCUCGCUGCCUGAAUGCCUUCAUUGUGGCCCUGGGGGAGGUUUGAACAGAAACACGCUACUCAGAAACAAAACAAGUUUUUUAUUAUAGAGAUAUGAAAUUGACCAUUAUAUCACACUCUGCUGGAACUGUUAAGAUGUAUUUAUGGUUUGUUAAAGUUGUGUAAAAAUCCUUGUAAAAUUUUGCACAGAUUUCAGUGGUAAUAGUUGAUCUAUUUCCUCCUUUUCUGGAGAUUGGCUGGUGUUGGACCGACUCUGCCUUCCCCCUCCACUACCUCCGCCUGAGUGGAUUAUGCAGCCGGCCUUAAUUCCCAGUACUACCUGGUGCAAAUGUAACUGGGGCUGCAAAUGUCAAAUCAAGUAUUUAAUGAAAAUCCCAUCUUUUUGACCGUUGCGCCAUUACUGCAAAUAAAAAAUAGAUUUUUAUUUUUUAUUUUUUUUUAUGCCCCAGGACAUUUCUGCAGCAACACUUUAAGAGCAUUCAUGAAACACUCCUCCGAUCCAGUAGAGGGCGCCAGGUGCUCAACUUUUUCUGUUUUGCACUAGACCACCUGUAAUUUUGACUGUGCCUAUGCAUCGUGUUACGUUCCCCAUAUAAUUCUGAUGGGGGGGGAUUUAGGUUUGCUGUGAAUUCUGGUGAUGCUCUGGCUUUGUGCCUUCAAACAGAGCGCCAUGCUCACUAGUGCAGCUCUGUAAAGACACGACUACAGGGCUUUGCUGAGGCUGAGCCGCCGUGGGCAGCACAGUAAGCAGAAAGGCAGACGGGGCCAGAGCUGCACUGUCUGAGGGGUGGAGGUGGUGACGCCGUGUUUACACUGGUAUCUCUGAUGGUUGUAGUCCUUCACUUUAUGCAUGUCUGCUGUGUGUCCUCAUUUCUAUGCGCUUUUAGCUUUAAAAACACACACACACGUUGACACUUUACUGUUUGAAAGUAUUGUUGAAGUCUAGAGUGUUUAAUUCUGAAAGAUUUCUGGAUUUUUUAUUUUUUUUUGCUGUUUGUUUACCGAUUUGUGCCUGAGGUCUGUUAGAAUAAGGCAAAACAUAUUUGCUGAAAAGAAUAAAGGUUUGUUCCUCUGA